Molecule: messenger RNA, 1708 nt
Organism: Antechinus flavipes (yellow-footed antechinus)
Lineage: Eukaryota; Metazoa; Chordata; Mammalia; Dasyuromorphia; Dasyuridae
Gene: FGF9
Product: fibroblast growth factor 9
Exons: 3
Coding region: 847-1476 (209 amino acids)
Biological process (GO): regulation of cell migration; lung development; positive regulation of gene expression
Cellular component (GO): cytoplasm
Molecular function (GO): fibroblast growth factor receptor binding; growth factor activity
Source: RefSeq, a predicted model, not a curated record
CCUCUUCCUGCGCCACUCUGCGUGCUGGAUGGAGAUAUACAGUCAAGAGCCGCAGCUCAGUGCUGGAGUUCAACAUUUCACUGGGAGCCCUGCAGAAGCAACACCUGUUUCACGCCAGCCAAGAAGGCAUACAAGCACUCGUACGUUUUCUUCAUUUGCUUGUUGGUCGUCAAUAAUUAUAAGCCAAUGGACAUCUCCUAACCCGCUGAAGAAUUACGGAUAACAUAUUUGGACGUCAAAAGUUUUUUUUUUCUUUUUUCUUUUUUUUUUUCUUUUUAGGGGGGGUGGGAGGGGAGGAUUUAUCUCAGCCUACAACGUGAGAUUUUUUUUUCCCCUUGAAGGAUUCAUGCUGAUGUCUGCAGAGUCUGUUAGAGAGUAAAAACAGCGCAUGCCUUCCUGGAGUCAGGAUCCAUAAAUUCUGACGUAGCCUGUGCAUCUUAAAAAUCCCUAUAAUAACGCCUAGGUAUUUAAGUUGCUAUGGUCAUUCUGAUCUCAAACCAAAUGGAGAAACUACGGAUUUUUUUCCUUAUUACGGUCGGAUGGGAUGAAGACCUUGCUGCCUGCUAAGAGCUGGGAAUCUAUAGAAAUACAUAUAUAUGUUUAUAAAUAUGUCAGUGUGUGAGUAUAAAGUGGUGUUUUCUUAGACUAUCAGUGGUUUGACCUUGAACCUGUGCCAGUGAAAACAGCAUAUUACUUUUAUUUAUGCAUUUAAUGGAUUGAAGAAAAGAACAUUUUCUCUCUGUAACUGCAGUAAGGGAGGGGAGUUGGAUAUACCUCGCCUAAUAUCUCCCGGGUUUGACACCAUCAUUAUUGUUUAUUCUUGUUCUCUAAAAGCAGAAUCUUCUGAUGGCUCCCUUAGGUGAAGUUGGGAACUAUUUCGGUGUGCAGGAUGCAGCAGUACCUUUUGGGAAUGUGCCCGUUUUGCCGGUGGAUAGCCCGGUUUUGUUAAGUGACCACCUGGGUCAGUCCGAAGCAGGGGGGCUGCCCAGGGGGCCUGCAGUCACGGACUUGGAUCAUUUAAAGGGGAUUCUCAGGCGGAGGCAGCUAUACUGCAGGACUGGAUUUCAUUUAGAAAUCUUCCCCAAUGGUACUAUCCAGGGAACCAGGCAAGACCACAGCAGAUUUGGCAUUCUGGAAUUUAUCAGCAUAGCAGUAGGUCUGGUCAGCAUUCGAGGCGUGGACAGUGGACUAUACCUCGGAAUGAAUGAGAAGGGGGAGCUAUAUGGAUCAGAAAAAUUAACCCAAGAGUGUGUAUUCAGAGAGCAGUUUGAAGAAAAUUGGUAUAAUACGUACUCAUCGAAUCUAUACAAACAUGUGGACACUGGAAGACGAUAUUACGUUGCAUUAAAUAAAGAUGGGACUCCAAGAGAAGGGACUAGGACUAAACGGCAUCAAAAAUUUACACAUUUUUUACCUAGACCAGUGGACCCUGAGAAAGUACCUGAACUAUAUAAGGAUAUUUUAAGCCAAAGUUGACAAAGACAAUUCCUUCACUUGAGCCCUUAAAAAGUAACCACUAUAAAGGUUUCAUGCGGUGGGUUCUUAUUGAUUAGCUGUGUCAUCAUAUCAGCUCCACUGUUGCCAAACUUUGUCGCAUGCAUAAUGUAUGAUGGAGGCUUGGAUGGAACAUGCUGAUUUUGUUCUGCACUUAAAGGUUUGUCCUCCUGGAGGAGAGCCUAUGCCCACUUGCUUGAUUUAUUAUGAGAGA